Messenger RNA from Cladophialophora psammophila CBS 110553, 1185 nucleotides. RefSeq lists its product as uncharacterized. The transcript has 2 exons. The record is from RefSeq and is a predicted model, not a curated record. Gene Ontology annotation, cellular component: peroxisome; peroxisomal membrane. NCBI's taxonomy places the organism in Eukaryota, Fungi, Ascomycota, Eurotiomycetes, Chaetothyriales, Herpotrichiellaceae. The coding region runs from base 1 to 1185 and encodes 394 amino acids. Gene Ontology annotation, biological process: protein import into peroxisome membrane.
AUGGCUGAACCUCCUCAGCCCACAGACUCCAAGUCGCAAGCAACCUCUUCCAUACCAGGCUCGUCAGGUCAAAAGCCUCCCGAAGCAGUGAUCGAAGAGGAUUCAGAUCCAGACUUUGACGACCUCGACGAUGUCCUUGACCAGUUCUCCGCAGCUACCACCCAACAACAGUCAAAAUCUCAGCCUUCAGAACCCGCACCUUUAUCCUCCGGCCCGGGCAGACCGUCCACUGAGAAAUCAGCCCUCCCACCAGACCUGCCCAUCCCCUCUGGUCCUCAUGACUCGGAAACGGAGGAUGAAUUCGUGGCCCGGCUCACGGCUGAAAUGUCCGACGUCAUGUCCAAGAUGUCGCUCGACCCAGCGGCCAGCGCCGCAACACCGGAGGAUAUCUCAAAGAUGGGGCGAGAACUGGAGGAGUUCACGCAGAAAAUGGAGGCCGAGGGAGUGAAACCGGAGGACCUCCUGAAGGCCAUCUUAGGGGAGGACAUCGGCGGGCAAGUCGGUAAUAUGGCGCACGCCGAAGCAUCGAGGAGGGAGAGCGAGUCCGGGUCCAAGUCCAAAUCCAAGUCGCGGAGCCCCGAGGCACCACGAGCACCAGCAGCACCAUCCUCACCGUCGGCGACGGCUUCAACGAAACAACCAUCCACAUCAUUCGAGGACACGAUCCGCAAGACGAUGGCGCGGAUGGAGUCGUCCUCGGCGGCGGCAACUUCGGCGACGGCGAACUCGUCGCAGCAGAAAUCGGAAGAAGACAUGCUGGCCGAGAUGCUGCGGGCGCUGGAGUCCGAGUCCGGCUCGCAGUCGGACAGCGAACUGUCCAAGAUGUUUUUGGGGAUGAUGGAGCAGCUGACCAACAAGGACAUGCUGUACGAGCCCAUGAAGGAGCUCUCGCAGAAGUUCCCCGACUAUCUGCAGUCGAACCAGCCGCCUCGACUCGCGCAGGCCGAACACGCACGCUUCUCGCGCCAGAGUGUCAUCGUGCGCGACAUCGUCGCCAAAUUCGAGGAGGCGACGUACAGCGACGACGAUCCCCAGUGUCGUGAGUUCAUCUGGGAGAAGAUGCAGGAGAUGCAGAACGAAGGCGCACCCCCUGAUGACCUGGUCUCCAAUCCUCUCCCGGGUUUGGGUGGCCUAAUGGGAGGUGAGGGUGCCGAGGGCCUCGACGACGGGUGUCCGACGCAGUGA